Messenger RNA from Macrobrachium nipponense, 2770 nucleotides. RefSeq names its product protein mono-ADP-ribosyltransferase PARP11-like. NCBI's taxonomy places the organism in Eukaryota, Metazoa, Arthropoda, Malacostraca, Decapoda, Palaemonidae. The coding region runs from base 198 to 1724 and encodes 508 amino acids. Gene Ontology annotation, cellular component: nucleus. The transcript is spliced from 4 exons. The record is from RefSeq and is a predicted model, not a curated record. Gene Ontology annotation, molecular function: NAD+ poly-ADP-ribosyltransferase activity; NAD+-protein mono-ADP-ribosyltransferase activity; zinc ion binding.
AUCAGCUGUUUUCUGUUUACAGCUACGGCUAACAAACGCCCCGUCUCAGCAGACAGGGUUCCUUCCCUCCACGGCCGUCCCUCCGUCCUUUUCCAACAUCACUACUGCAUUAGUUACAGCCUCGAGGGAUAAGGAAUACAACCGUUGUGGGACCUUGGAUGUCAGGAUUGAUUCAUCUUUUCAAUUAGAACUAGAAGAUGGAGAGGACUAGAAGGGGCUCAAGGAACCAAAAUGCACAAAGAUCCAGCCAGUCAAGGCAAUCACUUCAGCACAAUGAAGCCUUUGAUAGGUUACCACAUGCUGGCAGAGGUGCAUCACAUCCAAAAUCACACAAGGAAAGGCGAUCCCAAUCAGCUAAGGAUUUGAGCAGACCUAGAUCAGCAUAUAAGAAUUUGACAAAAUGGUCAUAUUAUCAUGACGGUGAUGUUGAAGUACCAGAGAUCUGCGUUUACUCAAUUGAUAACAGGUGCAGUUUUGAGGAUCGUGGCUGCCUUAGGCUUCACGCCAAGUGCACCAGUCAGUGGCAGGUGUUAUAUAGAUCUGUGUGGUGUAACUUCCGGAAUUUCCACUCAAUAGAGAUUGAGGAUGCCUUCGAAGAUGUCAAUCAAUCAGGCGUUCAACUCACACCAGUUAAUCCAUCAAAACUGGGAAGUGCAGGGAAGGACAUGUAUAAAAUUCUUGGAAAUGAUCCGUGGGAAAUUGAUUUUGAGCAAAUGAGGGUGAGAAACAUAAACUCUGCAAACGUCAGUUAUAAGAUUCGGCGAUUAUCCACCCAGUCAUCUGCUUUGUCAAACAGUUCUAAGGCAACAACCUUUGUAUGGUAUUUCUUGGAUACUAACAAGAAUUGGAUAAAAUAUGGAGAAAAUGACAGCACAAAGAGCAAUGAAAACAUUUCCUCCAUUAUUUCAGAUGAAAUAGAAAAGUACUUCUGCAGUAAUGGACCAGCUCAACUUAAAUUCAACACAUCCAAAUUUCAGUACAUUUUAGAUAUAGAAUCCAUGCAGCAAACAAACUUAGUAACUAAAACUGUGAGGCCAGUCCGUCGACGUCCAGUGAAGAAAAUGAGCACAAAAUCGCAGAAUCUGGAACAUCAGGGUGGGCUUGGACCACAAAAGGAUGCUGUAAAUCGAGAUUUGCCUCCAUUUUGGGAUGCUAUGAAGUCUUCUGACACAAUGAAAAUUGUAACUUUGGAAAGUUCGAGUAAGGAGUACAGUGACAUAUCACAUUUGUUACUACUGACACUACCAGGUAGAAGGGCUCGUGCCAUCAAGAGAAUACAGAACCCUUUUCUUUGGAGGCCCUUCAAGAAUAAACAACUUGAACUAACACUCAAAUAUGGAAGUGCAAAAACCCUCAAUAUUCAAAGGCUUUUCCAUGGAACAAGAGAAGAAUAUGUUGAGUCCAUAUGUAAGGAGAACUUCGACUGGAGGCUUUAUGGUACAAAUGUGGGGCACAAGUUUGGAAGAGGAUCAUAUUUUUCAAAUAGUGCAGCAGUGGCAAGCAGAUAUUGCCAGCCAUCUCUGCUGGGUCAUUGCUUUCUGUUAGUAGCCGAAGUAAUUGUUGGUGAAGUGACCAAAGGUGAUAGUAGCAUGACCCGCCCACCCAAGAACGUAUUCACAAAUGAGCUGUAUGAUACAACAGUAGAUGAUCCAAUUGCACCCAAAGUAUUUGUCAAAUAUGACAAGCAAGAAUAUUGUCCCCUCUAUGUCAUUGAAUUUGCAUGAAACCCUAAAUCUGAAUUUGCAUGAAUUCCCAGAAUUUGGGGUCAUAUACCAAACAGAUUACUAAUUUUUGAGUUUGUAUUUGACCUUAGGACCUGUAUGUAUGAAGAGUGUAAUGCCAGAAGCAAGAGUAUAUUGUGUAGUAUUACAGAGUAUUGGUGAAUAUCUCUUACAAAAUUACAGUGUACUGGUGAAUAUUUCUUACAAACUCAGUGUAAAGGGAAAAUACUUUGUAACUGUUAAAAAUAAGGCAAGCUGUUUAAAACUCAUGAAGUUAAUGUUAUUUUUUUCAUAUGUAAAGAUCUGACUCAGAUUUAGGCUGAAAUGAUCAAGAGAAUAUUGUACAUGUAUAAAUUAGAUAUUUCACUUCACUAGAAAAAUAUAAUGCAAGCUGUACUUUACAGCCAAGCGGAAUAUUAGCUUAUAGUAAGACUGUAUUUUUCAACUUUUUUGAUACUCUCAUGUAUAUAGUAUGAGAGCUCUAUUUUACACCCACUAAAAUGUUACCUUGUAUUGACUGUAUGCCCAGGAAUUCAUGAAUAUAGCUUUCUGCUUCAGAAGGGCAUUCAUAUAGAUAUAUGGGGUAGUAGUUUUAUAAAUGUGAACAAGAAGACUCAUAAAUGAAGUGUACCUGGAUAAAGGUUACCCAAUAAAGAUACAAGUAUUCAAUUCCUAUGUCUAACCUUUUGGGAGAUUUAUAUGAUGGAUGGUAGCAUUUGAUAAAAUUUGUAUGAUUUAUAGCACUAAGAGAAAAUAUUCUACAGACUUCAUAAUACAGUUGUCAUUAACAAUCUAGGAAUGUUUCAUCCAAUGGGGCAUCUUGCACAUUGGGUUUUUGUCAAACAUCAUGAAUGAUACCAAACUGAACAAGUUUUUUUCAUACUGUACCAGUACUUUAACCGACAUAAAAACAGUAUUAUGGACAAUACAUGCUGUACUCUUGAACUGUAUGUUCAUACUCUACAAGAACAUAAAUACUGUGUUUGCAAGUUUUUAAAGAUGCAACAGAUCUGCUUAUGUCAUGUUAGUAAAUAAAAAAAGUUUCAAUU